ACGUUAUCAUUUAAACAUACGACAACUAUUGCUCAUAACACGUGGAUAUAUAUUUCUUAAUUUAUUGGAAGUAUUGUAUUUGUUUGUUGGAUAAUAAGUUAUCUGGAUUACACACAAUUUAUAAUGACAUUCUCUGAGGAUAUUGCAGUUUUCAUGGAAUCGCAAAGAAAUGUAAACAACAUAGGGUUUGCACUGAAAAAGUUGCUAGUGAAGGCACAGGAAGAUGGUAGAAUCGUGGUGGGAGUUUAUGAAUGCGCACAGAUCUUGCAAAAUUCUCCAGAAACAGUUCGACUGUGCUUGCUGCCAGAGAUGGCCGAAACAGACGUGACAGUUCAAAUUCAUCAUAAACUUGUUGAAGCUUUCUGCUGGGAAAAUGAUAUCGAAGUCGUUAAGGUUGACAGUUUAAAAAAAAUGGAAAAGGUGCUAAUCGGCGAGGAGGUGGAAGGGAAUGGUAUUGAAUGUGUGUUGAUACAGAACGCCAAGACAGACGGCAGUGCUGAUGAGUUCAUAAAUAACUACUAUUCCAUGUUAGCCAACCAAAGUCCUGUUAUUGACCUGCCUGAAUGAAGAAAAUCCAGGGUUUUCAUUGAACUUUCCAGGAAGCCAAAACCUGGUCAAUCAAAUUAAUCUACAUAGACAGAAAAAGUCAGCUUCAAGAGGACGUCAGAUGACAACUCUGGAGAACCAUAGACAGAACACAUGACUAGCACCUCAACUGUUGCAUACCGUUUGCAAUAGGUAGUACAAUUACUACUCUGAUCCAGUGCUGCACCAAGAAUGUUCCUACCAUAACCGUGCUCAUCAUUGAUAAUCAACUGUUGUGAACUGCUAGCAACAUAUAACAUCAGUCAUUAUAUGGGUGUCAGAAGACUGUGAAUAUUUCAGAUCGUCGUGGCAUACGUAAUUAGACUUAAAAGAUCAUGUUCGUGAUAGAUAAAUUUUAUUGCAUAUAUCAAUGUAAUGAUUCAGAACUUUAGAGCAUAUAUUCAUUGUGCUCCUACAGUAAUUGUUAGCCAAGAUUGGACAUCGUUUGCUUUAAUUGUGUAUUAUCAUUUAGUUUAUGUACAUUUAUGACUUCAAACAAACAUGACUCAUUUUGUGAAGUAUAUGAAAGUUUAUAAAUAUAUAUUGUAUAAACUUUCACUGUUUUUAAUUAUAAAAUAGAAAAUGUUUAUGAAUAAAUAUUUGAAAAUAUUUUAA
Mytilus californianus (California mussel) is the source of this 1200-nucleotide messenger RNA. RefSeq names its product growth arrest and DNA damage-inducible protein GADD45 beta-like. Gene Ontology annotation, cellular component: cytoplasm; nucleus. Lineage: Eukaryota; Metazoa; Mollusca; Bivalvia; Mytilida; Mytilidae. The record is from RefSeq and is a predicted model, not a curated record. Bases 124 to 567 code for a protein of 147 amino acids. Gene Ontology annotation, biological process: regulation of cell cycle. The transcript is spliced from 5 exons.